Messenger RNA from Cinclus cinclus, 588 nucleotides. Its product is annotated as cytochrome c oxidase assembly protein COX16 homolog, mitochondrial. Gene Ontology annotation, cellular component: mitochondrial inner membrane. Gene Ontology annotation, biological process: mitochondrial respiratory chain complex IV assembly. NCBI's taxonomy places the organism in Eukaryota, Metazoa, Chordata, Aves, Passeriformes, Cinclidae. The coding region runs from base 11 to 328 and encodes 105 amino acids. The record is from RefSeq and is a predicted model, not a curated record. The transcript has 4 exons.
GGAGCGGGGAAUGGAGAGGCUGCGGAGGCUGUGCAGGGGCCGCACGAUGACCUUCGGGGUGCCCCUGCUGCUCUAUCUCAUUGGAGGAUCUUUUGGACUCCGUGAAUUUGCUCAGAUAAGAUACGAUGUUCACAAACUACAUGGCAAGGUUGAUCCAGCUUUGAAAGAAAAAUUAAAACCGAACACUGUGACACUGGAAUCUGAAUAUGAGAAGCUGGAAAAAUCUAACCUGGAUAACUGGGAGAACAUCAGAGGACCCAGUCUGUGGGAGGAUUCCAGGACAGUUCAGAAACAACGGCGGGAGGCUCUUCGUCUCAAGACAGAGUGACUGAGCAAGCCAUCUCUGGUGCCUCUGGAAAAAAAAAUGUCUCAGGCUGGACUGUCUUAAUCUUUAAUCCAGUGUCGGGAACAGACAUGGGAGCAUUUGCACUGAACAAUUCAGCUGGUGUAUAUAUAAGUAACUGUGAGAUCAGUCCAAAAGGCACUGUAUUAUAUGAUGCUCGUUGUUUGCAUCCAAUUUGUGUAGUGUACCACAGGCUAUGUAUGCAAAUUUUCAAUUAAAAAAAGCUGAUUAUUGUACUGAGAAUA